AUGUCUAAUACUUUCUCGCUUGGACCCGAUGCGUACAAGGUGGCUUUGAAGUCUCUCAAAGCUUUGAAAAGUCAGGUAAAUGUCGAAAAUGGUCAAGGUGACAUUGGCAUGCCGGUCUACUUGAUCAUAAAUAUCAAAAUUCCCAUUGUCAGGGCCAAGGACUACACUCCUAGAAUUAUACCCAUAGCACACAAGUUAGAUAAGUUAGAAAAUAAGUCGAUUUUGUUGGUCACCAAAGAUCCAUCCACACCAUAUAGAACGGCGUUGACUGAAAAAGAUUCACCUACUGAAGACGUCUUCAAUCAGAUAUACACAUUGACUAAGCUAAAAUCCAUAGCAAAAGACCCGAAAAAGGUAUACAAACUCUUCAAAGAGUUUGAUAUAGUUGUAGCUGACAACAGAGUGCAUAAAUUUCUUCCAAAUAUCUUGGGGGCCCAGUUUUACCUCAAGAACAAGAAGAUUCCGUACAUGGUGCAGAUGGCCAGACCGGACCCCAACGCCGAAUUGACCCGUGCAAAGAAGUCAAACAAGCUCAAGGACGACAGAUGUGAUCCUAAGUAUGUUAAGAGCCAGAUGAAGUCGAUUGUAGGAAAUACCUCCUACCUCCCCAACAGCAAUGGGAACUGUUUGUCCGUGAAGGUAGGUAUGCACAACUGGGAAGUCAAGCAAAUCUUGAAGAACAUCGAUGAUGUGAUUCAGUACUUGACUGAGGAUAGAUUCAGACCCGUGGGUGGUGUUUUGAAGAGUGUAGAGAAUCUUGGAACCAUACAUGUAAAGACAAGUGAAAGUAUAAGUUUACCGGUAUUCACACCAGCUGACCCAGAGCCGGAAGACGACAAUGAUGAUAGUGACUUUGACUUCUAG
Scheffersomyces stipitis CBS 6054 is the source of this 864-nucleotide messenger RNA. RefSeq lists its product as uncharacterized. The transcript has a single exon. Lineage: Eukaryota; Fungi; Ascomycota; Pichiomycetes; Serinales; Debaryomycetaceae. The coding region runs from base 1 to 864 and encodes 287 amino acids. The record is from RefSeq and is a predicted model, not a curated record. Gene Ontology annotation, cellular component: 90S preribosome.